AUGACUGAGCACUUCACUCAGCAGAGGAUUGAUGAACUGCGCGAAUGCUUCAACCUGUACAGCGACAACGGCUUCGUCAACAGCUCCUCCCAAUUGCGCUGUAUCUUGAGGUCCCUCGGCUACGCGCCCACCCAGCAAAAGAUCAGCGAGCACUACAGAAGGCAUAGAAAACAGCCCAUCGAUUUUGCCGUCUUCCUGCAGAUAGCCGCUGCUGAACAACAAGCCGGCGAUCCGCUCGUUGAAGUGAUUAAGGCAUUAAGGGGACUCGAUCGUGAGGGCCGCCAAUCGAUCAGUGCCCGCGAGCUCACGAACGUGCUGGCGUCGGUUGGCGAAAGGAUGAGCCUGCCCGAAAUCGACACCGUGCUCGACCAAGUGGCCGUCAACGGCAUCGUGCCCCACCAAAAGCUCAUCCAGCUCAUCUCCCGGCCGGCCGCCCAAUUU
Mesorhabditis spiculigera is the source of this 441-nucleotide messenger RNA. The record is from the annotation of a GenBank genome assembly. Lineage: Eukaryota; Metazoa; Nematoda; Chromadorea; Rhabditida; Rhabditidae.